UCUUGUUGGAAAAGAGAAGAAACCCCUCUGUCUCUGUCUCUGCUCCACUUCUGCUCCAACGCAGGGCACGGGGGUACUAGCUGCUUCUCUUCUCCUCCUCACCAUCUCCACCACCUCGCCUUCUCCGAGUUCUUUCCGCUUCGGUCGCCUCCCUGGGCGUAGACCCACCUCGCCGGAGGAGCCGAGAUAGCCCUCCCCUCUCUCGUCAGACUCGUGGAUUAUAACGAGAUAGAACUUGACUUGGUUGUUAGACUGGCUGGACAGAGAGGAACUAAAGGAAAUGGAACAGCAGCUCAUGUGCCCUAAAGGAGGAGCAGGAUCUGUACUCAACCUUAAUCCAGGCUCUGCACUAUCUAUUGCAUAUCACACAAAGUAUGGUCCACAUGAUGAUAUACUUCUUCUUGAGCUUGAUGAGAAGCUCCUCCCUGAUGUCACAAACCAAAGAGUUUUCUUAAGAGGGCAGCCUGAUGAAGAUGCAGUUCUUUGUACUCAAUCCAAGACUUAUGCAAUCAAGUUUGUUGGUACUUCUAAUUCUGUGUGCCUUGUGCCUCCAUCCAAUCAAUCAGAGAUGGGCAAAGAGUUGCAAGAUCGUGCGGGAAAUGGUUGUGACCAUGAAGCGGCAACAGUCAUCAAACUCGCAUCUGGUAGUAUGGAAAUUGUUGAAGUUGCCCCGAGGCUUGACAAGCUCAAGUCCCUUCUUUCACAGGCUCCUUAUGGGAUUGAGGAGGCAUCGGAGAUGGAGGUGGAAGGGAUGGAAAGAGACAAAACAGGUUUGUAUAAGUGGGAUGAUCUUGUCAAUGAGGUUCAAGCAAGUGAUGGAGAACUGAGAUCUGGACUGCAGGCUCUUUCAGCAGUUGAGAUUGAUGGGUAUUGGAGGAUAAUAGACGAUUCUUACAUGGAUAUGAUCCUGAGGAUGCUUUUGCACAACUCCGUAUUGAUGGACUGGCCACUUAAUGCUCUUGACCAAGAUGAAGUAUUGGGUGUUCUUGAAUCAGAUGGUUUUCCUCGCAAGGUUGCUCACCAUUGUUUGUCCAUGUAUGGUGACAAGUCAGAGGAAGAUGGGAGCAAGUGUAUCUGGAAACUGGAUGAGAAACGGGUUUGUGUGCAUUUCGCAAGGAAUAUCCUGAGGGAGGGGAAGAUGAAGAUGGAGAAAUUCAUAGAGGAGUGGAGUCGGAGGAUUCCUCCUGGGAUGGAGGCCAGUCUCCAAAUGUUGGACGGGGAAGUUCUGACAGAGAAACUUGGCAUUGAUACAUGGGUUCGAGGAUUCAGCGUUUCUUCUCUCCCAUCUACUCCAUCUGAGCGAUUCUCCAUUCUCUUCAGAGAGCGGCCUAGAUGGGAUUGGAAAGAUUUACAGCCCUACAUCAGGGAUCUGAGCAUUCCGGGUCUAUCUUUGGAAGGUUUGCUGCUCAAAUACACCAGAAGAGUUCAGCCGAGCCCUGAUGCAGAGCCUGUUUUCACUGCAAGAUAAAACUCUAACCCUGCCUAGCGACUAGUGAUGCCUGUUUGGGAUGAAUCGUGGAUAUCUUUUGGAGCAUGAAAGUUAAAUGGUUGAGUGUGUUAGACCACAGUCUGAAGUCUAACCUCAGCAUUUCUUUUUUAUGAUUGUGCCAAGAAUGAAUUUAUAAUCUCAUUGUAUUUCAGAUGGGGGAAAAAGAAAGUACCAAGUUUGUAAAUUACGCAUAACCACUUUUUUCUAUGAGGCCUUUGUAAGUUGACCAAAAACAUUUUCUUGUUGACCAAAGAAUUUUGUGUUACCAGACAUAGGAAAAUGAGGAAUUCAUGAGCACUUUCCUGUAAAUACUUUCCCGAAACAAACGGUGCCUCAUCGACUUAUUGAGUCAGGUAGGACCGCCUCAAGGAUUUCUGAACGACAGGGCUGGUGGUUGAAUGAGUGGAGGAGCUGAGGCUGGGAAAGGGGGUUUAGAGAAAUCGAGACGAACAGCUCAGUGAAGCCUCAAGAACUGGCUAACGAAUAGCGAAGAGUGAUGGACUUUGCUAUCCGUUAGGGGCUUUGCAUGUCAGGGAGCCAUGGGCAAGCUCUGACGGGGCCAACAGUAGAAGUACUAUCACCUCAGUGCAAAUGAGGAAGUUGGGCACUGGUUGUUGUACUCGGCCCCCUUUUUUUUGCUAUUGAUUGGAGUUGGAGGGUCGCCUCAAGGGUGCACUAGAAAUUAUUGGCAGUGAGAACGAUUGUUGGGCUCCCAAGAAGGAAACUAGCAAUGGGAUCGAUCCUUCAUAGCUCGAAGCAAGCUCCACAGCCAAAAUUACUCACAGUUAAGCAGUGCACUGUACUCCCCAUAGAUCGACCACCUGUGUUGGUCAAUGUGAUCUAUGUUUCUGAGCACUCAUUGAUCUUUAUUAUUGUUGAGAACAUUUACGUGAAGGUCAAUGCGAUCGGUAUUAAAGGAAAUUGCUCGCCGAACUAUAAAACAAAGUAGAGUUUAGUAAUGCUAUAUUAGAGAUUGGCUAUCAACUUUUAUGCAGUUUACUUCAAUUUGAAAGGCUACUGAUAAGCAAUGAAGCUGAUGAAUCAGAGCUCUAUGCAGAGUUAGCUGCAACAUUGGUAAAUUGCUUCUUCAUCUUGAAGGACUGGCCCAUGAUCGCACUGGUUACGUAUCAGAACAGACCUAAGCACAAGGAGGAGGCCUUGAGGAAAUACCAGUAACUAGGGCAAGAAGGACGAGGUAGUUCAGGUACGUAUUAGAGUACCGGGUGCAGAAAGGAAAUGCCUUAAAAUUCUACGAGGUUGGGUUAUUCUGUAACUGUCAAGUUAGGAUUGAGACGUGAUCAUGCCUAGGCAUUGUCGUGGUUCUUAAAGGCUGUGGAGAAGGGUGAGCCUGCAUUGAGGGGAUCUCUCGGGAGAGAUAUAUGUGCGGGGAGCUGGCGUUGAGAGGAAUUAAACCAACGCUUUUGAGUGGCUGAAGGUAGUAUGUGCACUGCAGUUAUGCUCGACUUGUUAAGGGAUGGGAUAUCUACAUAUGGAAGGAUGCGGAGUUGAAAAGCUAUACAAGAAGACUGGACAAUUUCAUCUCUGUAAUGUCAUCAGUUCUCAGAAGACACUGAGAGGAACCAAAGAGAAGAGAUAUGGGGGGAGGAGCACUAUUGUCUUGCCAAAGACACCAAAAGAGGGAUUUAUUGAUGCGGGUCACGGAUGAAUUGGGUGCAAUUGCUUGGAUUUUGUGACCAGAAAAUACUCCUUUCCACAGGACUCGGGAGGGUGACUCAUGCAUUUCAUUUGCUGCAAACAGACCCAUCCAUUAAGGCAUUCCGAACAAUGGGUCGGUUCUGAAAGCUCCAGAAGUCGCUCGUAGGAUUCGCAUUUACCACUCCUUAUAGGCAUUCCUUACAAAGCCUCUUUUACUCCCGGUGUAGAGAUUGGUAAUCUCUUUAAGUGGAGCUCCUUGGAAAGCUAUUUGGAAUAAUGAGUUGGUCCAAAAGUUCCAGGAGUCGCUCUCUGCAGCUCCGUGAAUUCAAAACCUGCUUACAAAGUACAUGAUGAGCGAAGAAUAGUUGCAGAUCAGGGAAGAAGCGUUGCCAUUGUCUGCGAACAGUUUGAUUAAAAAUAUUCUCAACACUGGGACUAUUAUGAAGUUAGAUCUAAACCGAGAAAGAAUGCUAACAAACGCAAUUAUUAAGUUUGUAUUCCUUUUCAUUA
This is a messenger RNA of Punica granatum (pomegranate), 3655 nucleotides long. The record is from RefSeq and is a predicted model, not a curated record. Lineage: Eukaryota; Viridiplantae; Streptophyta; Magnoliopsida; Myrtales; Lythraceae.